Messenger RNA from Botrytis sinoallii, 1227 nucleotides. RefSeq lists its product as uncharacterized. Lineage: Eukaryota; Fungi; Ascomycota; Leotiomycetes; Helotiales; Sclerotiniaceae. The record is from RefSeq and is a predicted model, not a curated record. The transcript has 5 exons. Gene Ontology annotation, molecular function: oxidoreductase activity. Bases 47 to 1027 code for a protein of 326 amino acids.
CCUGUUUCUCUUCUUCGCUGCGUUUUCCAGUUAGAUCCUUUAUAUCAUGAGAUCCUCUUUAACAUCACGUCUCAAUCUCAUAAGAAAUCAAUUCAAACCAUCGAUUCCAGCUACUCAUUCAAGAUCGUUUACAGCUUCUUCAAAAAACAACAAUAUGACGAAAUUCGAUAUCAAUUCAAAGCUUCGUAUGAACUCGGGAUAUGAUAUUCCUAUCCUGGGGUAUGGAGUUUACCAAACUCCAGCAUCUCAAUGUGAAGAUCUAGUGACCAAAGCCUUUGAUGCAGGUUAUCGACAUGUCGAUUCAGCUGCGGCAUAUCGAAAUGAAGGCCCUUGCGCCGUUGCCGUUCAUAAAUCCAGCAUUCCACGUGAAGAUAUCUUCUUUACUAGUAAAAUUCCACCUCGUGCCUUGAGCUAUGAGAACACUAAAGCACAAGUUACCAAAACUCUUAUGGAAACUGGGCUUGACUACAUUGAUCUUAUGCUCAUCCAUGCUCCUUAUGGCGGGCGAGAUGCUCGUAAAGGUGCUUGGAAAGCUCUAGUUGAGGCUCAGGAAGCAGGGAAAAUUCGCAGUCUUGGUGUCAGCAAUUAUGGUGUUCAUCAUCUGGACGAAAUGGAAGUUUAUAUAAAAGAACUCGAGGAGGAAAGAGGGAAGGGUAGAGGUGGCGUUAUUGAUGUUGGUCAAUGGGAACUCCAUCCAUGGCUUGCUCGAGCUGAUAUUGUUUCAUGGUGUGAGAAACGAGGCAUUAUUCUAGAAGCAUACUCCCCUCUUGUUCGUGGCGAGAGGCAUGACUCUAAACUGCUUCAACCACUAGCUAAGAAGUACAACAAAACCUCAGCCCAAAUCCUGCUAAGAUGGAGUUUACAAAAGGGCUUUGUACCCUUACCAAAAACUGUUACCCCCAGCAGAAUUAAGGUAAAUGCCGACAUUUAUGAUUUCGAGCUCACGGCAGAGGAGAUGAAUGGGCUUGAAACCGGGGACUAUUAUGUAUGUGCUUGGGAUCCUACUGUCGCUACUCUUGAUCAAUAGAUGCAGCAAUAUAAAAAAUCAUUUGAGAUCUGGUAAUUAAGGAUUAUGCUUUGGAGUUACCCAAUCUUCAACUUGUACAAUCAUACACUAAUAGCUGAGAUUCGUCCAAUGAACACUCCUGUCAUCUACAACAAUGAUCCAUCCGUAUCUGAAAAGUGCAUUGAAAGGAUAUAGCUAUGUGCUUUCAACGUGAUGUAACG